This is a messenger RNA of Pneumocystis carinii B80, 886 nucleotides long. RefSeq lists its product as hypothetical. Gene Ontology annotation, biological process: mRNA splicing, via spliceosome. The record is from RefSeq and is a predicted model, not a curated record. Lineage: Eukaryota; Fungi; Ascomycota; Pneumocystomycetes; Pneumocystales; Pneumocystaceae. The transcript has 2 exons. Gene Ontology annotation, cellular component: U2-type catalytic step 1 spliceosome. The coding region runs from base 47 to 841 and encodes 264 amino acids.
UUAUUAAUAUUUGGGGCUUAAUUGUUAAAAAAUUAGGAAUUAAAAGAUGUCAGAGAGAAAAGUUUUAAAUAAAUAUUAUCCCCCAGACUUUGAUCCAAGUAAAAUUGUAAGAUUACAGAAGGGAUCGGAUAGGAAAGGUCCUAGACAACAGACGGUUCGGUUAAUGACGCCAUAUUCUAUGAAAUGUAAUACAUGUGGAGAAUAUAUCUAUAAAGGACGAAAAUUCAAUGCAAGAAAAGAGAAUUCAGGAGAAAGUUAUUAUUCUAUACCUAUAUUUAGGUUCUAUAUUAGAUGUACUAGAUGUUCUUCAGAGAUUACGUUCAAAACAGACCCGAAAAAUGCAGAUUAUGCAGCAGAAUAUGGUGCAUCUAGGAAUUUUGAGCCAUGGAAAGAGAAGAAAGAAGAGAAAAAUGAAGAAGAUCGACUUGAUGAAUUAGAAGAAGAAGAAAAUGCUAUGACAGCUUUAGAACAUAAAACAAUAGAUAGUAAAAUUGAAAUGGAAAUAUCAGAUGCACUUGAUGAAAUUCGCACACGAAAUGCACAACGGGAAAGAUUAGGGCCAGAUCAAGCCCUCGAAAAAAUAGAAAAUGCCAAAAAACAGCCUUCUGAAGAAGCUAUUCAAGAAGAAUUAGAACGAAAAAAAGACUUGGAAAUCGCUCGUUCUAUUUUCAACUCUGAAGAUUCUAUUGUUCGUCGAAUUACUGACGAACAAACUCCAACUCCUCAAAUGCUUCUUUCUCAAUCUUCAAAAAACUUUCAAAUACCUGAUUUCAAAACACCUUGCAAACGAAAAUUAUCUACUUCUCUUGGCAUUAAGAAAAAAAAACUAGGAAUCAUAUAAAACUCAUCUACGCUACUUAUUACACCUUUUAUACUUCUUUUUCAU